Molecule: messenger RNA, 1569 nt
Organism: Fusarium subglutinans
Lineage: Eukaryota; Fungi; Ascomycota; Sordariomycetes; Hypocreales; Nectriaceae
Exons: 2
Coding region: 1-1569 (522 amino acids)
Source: RefSeq, a predicted model, not a curated record
AUGUUUCAAGCACGAUGGAAAUCACCAGCAGAGCUCGAUCAUCAACUCCCAAGUCGCCGCGACAGUCAAGAUUCUGUCAUGGGUAGACUCGGUGGAAAGAAUGUUGUCAUCUUUUGCUCUACUCGCGUUUGGCGCGGUGCGCCUAAACAUACCCUUCAGUUCGCUGCCCUCUUCCUCACCACCUUUCUGAUCUUCGGCGUAUUACCAAAUCGACUAUCAGGUGGACAGCUCAGAAGCGGCUCUACUGGAUUGUUUUCUUGGGGUAGAUAUGAGCCAGAACCCGAAUCAAAUUUGAGGAUCGUGGUGUUUGGAUCCCCUGAUGUCGUGGGUAAUGUCAAAGAUCCUCGACGCAAAACAUGGACAGAAGAACUAUGUGAUGAGCUUAACUGUAGUUCUUAUCUCUCAUUUGUACCAGAUGGUCGACCGAACAGGGGCCUCAUCAGCAACGAACUCCAUCAAAAAGGCGUCAAAGAUCUUCUCAACAUCACAAAACACACAGACGUGAAGAAGAAGCCAGCCUUCGACUACAACUUCAUUUCUAAACAGUACCCAACUCCAGACAAAGUCCCUGACUUGGCCAGCCAAGUGAAGACCUUCCUUGCGAUGCCACCACCUGAAAUACCCUCGCGCGAAACGCUCUGGAUCUUCAGCUUCGGCACUUGGGAAAUCUGGAACAUGGCUGCAAUGCCAAGGACGAAGUCGGAAGAUAUUAUUACAGACAUGGCGAGAGUUAUCGUUGACCAGGCUGAAAUACUCUACGAGCGAUCACUAGACCCAACUUCCAUCGCGUACUCGGAUUUUUGGACGAAUGCGACCGAAACGCAGAUAAGAGAGCUGACGGCACCCGGCGCUCUAGAUAGUGUCGACAAACGUAAGUUCGAGAGCUUUCGCAUUAUAGCGCCUAUGAUAUUCGAUAUAUCCUUGACACCGGCGUGGCAAGCUCGACAGGCGCCACCAGCACCCAACAGCGUAGUAGAGCAUACCCGAAAUGCCGCGGAACUGACCAAGUACUGGAACCAAGAGGUAGAUUUUGCAGUUGCUGAGUGGAACGAGAGAUCGACCAAGAAACCCCAGAAGCCGGCUUCUGAGGACAAGGCAUCAAGCAAGAGCAAGAGAACCGAGAGUGUUGAGCCAGUUGAACACAGCGAAGAUACAAAGGACCAGGCGAAGAAGACAUACGAGGACGAGCGUGUUAUCCAAGCUCCAUACCCCAUGCGUAACGGGCUGGCGAUGGACAUUGGAAAGGUGCUUCUCGAUGCUAUGACAGAGGGUGAGAUGCAGCACGCCGCGGUGGUGGAUCUGCGAGGACGCGGUACGAUGGCACCAAAUGCGACGAUGCGAUUCGCCGAUGUCUGGACUUCAUGUGUCAAGGCUGACAUGUCUGAUCUCACUAUCGAUCCGGACAAGGUCACGGCUGACUGUGCCGUUGAGAACGACCAUUUAUUCUAUGACUCGUUGACGAUAAGCGAAAGGGCCAUGAAGGGCGCAGUUCAAGCGGUUGUGCAAGAGAUCAAAGAUGAGCUGUUCAGUGCGCAGAAGAAGAAAGGCUGGUUAUACGGGGGAUGGUAG